Pelagomonas calceolata is the source of this 967-nucleotide messenger RNA. The record is from the annotation of a GenBank genome assembly. NCBI's taxonomy places the organism in Eukaryota, Pelagophyceae, Pelagomonadales, Pelagomonadaceae.
CUCGGUCGUUAGUAAGUCGAACUAAACGAUUUGGCCUGUAAAGGCAGCAAAGUGUAGUCGAUUCACGUGCGGACCAGUGCAUACCUUCAUCGCGGUCUCAGAGACCGCCCUGCUGCAGCCGCGGCGCCAGCCAGGGCGUCUCCGCGGCUGGAGCAGCGUAAGGACGCUCCGAGCUACUUUUGGCAGUGAGCGCGGCCCCACAGCGCACGGCGCUGCACGCCGAGAGCCCACCGCGCACCCACACACCCGUCCGGCCGGUCGGUCAAGGCCGUGACGUGCUUUCAAGCCAAACCGCGCGCCGCCGUUCAAACCCGACCCCCGCAGGCAGCGCCAUGGAGUCUCCCACCCCCCUCGCGAACCGCACGAACGCGGCGGACACGCCCGUCGACGCGAAGAACAUCCUCAAGACGCGCCUGCGACCGAAGCCGCCGACGGUCCUCAGCCCGCUCGCCAAGGACUUCGAGCCCGUGUGUGAUGCCGACGACGAUUCAUGUGACGAGGACUUUGUGUACGACGCGGCGAAGGAGGGCAAGCUCAAGGGCGCGAGCGAGCAGUGGACGCGCGGCAAGCGGCCGAACGGCAUCGAGGACGAGGCGGCCGUGAACGCGGUCCUCGACGCUAUUGAUGAUCUCCAGCGGCCGGAAGAGGUGGACGCCGACGAGAUGCUCGAGGACGCCUGUGGCGCCAUGAGCUGUGCGCCGGCGCCGCCCGAGGAACUCCAGGAGAUGGAGGCCCUCGAGGAUGCGGCCGACGAGAUCGAGUCGAUCGAGGAUCAAGCGGACGCGGAGCUGCUCGAAGACGCGUCGGCGGCGGUCGCCGCGCCGGGCGGGCCUUUUGAAGAUGUGGCCGUGGCGCCGCCGGCGCCUCCCUCGCCGCCCCGUACGAGGUACCCGCUGCUCACGCGCUUCAUGGAGUGCAUCGGCUCCCGCAUGUGAGCGCUCCCUAUUACUAAUAUAGUUUAACAAUA